Messenger RNA from Etheostoma spectabile (orangethroat darter), 1689 nucleotides. It is a transcript of the gene cd4-2.2, whose product is annotated as CD4-2 molecule, tandem duplicate 2. Bases 274 to 1206 code for a protein of 310 amino acids. Lineage: Eukaryota; Metazoa; Chordata; Actinopteri; Perciformes; Percidae. The record is from RefSeq and is a predicted model, not a curated record. The transcript has 9 exons.
AUACAGUAGUCAAUAUGGUUCAUGUCUGUUUUUCACUGCAUACAGAAUCCCAGGCCUAGUUUGCGAGAAAGCGCAGGCAUGAACAGCAAACCCACAAACAGCAUGGGGUUUGCACAAGCCUACUACUUUCCAAGGUGCAUGUUUCUUUUCAGAUGUCUUCCGCGUUCUACAGUUUGCAUCCUUGUGCUCUUGUUUUCGAUGAGGUGAAGUACAUGAGGAUGAGGAAAGAUUUUGAUCUUCAAUAACUUUCAAAAUUGAGACCCAGAAUUAAAAAUGAAGACAAUCGUGUGGUUUGGGUUUGUGCUGGGUGCACUCUCUGCUGCAGGCGAGGUGAUCCUCAGAAAACCAGGGCAGAAGGCCACCUUCAAGUGUAGUGUCGAUACAUACACUCUAAGCCUGGAGUGGAAUCGUGGAAAUGACCUGAUUAUCAGAGUCAAUGGGAAGACGGGCUUCACAGUCAGAGAUCCUAAAUAUAAAGAUAAUUUAAAGUUGAGGGGUACCAGUCUGGAGAUCUCUGGAGUGACGGAAGAAGAUGCCGGAAAGUUCAUUUGCACCGCAGAUGGGAGAAGGAAAGAAAAUACACUUCUUGUGGUCUCAGUCUCAGCCAGCCCUUCUAGUGAGCUCCAGCUGGGGAGUGAGGCUAUGCUCCAGUGUCAAGUAAAAGGUCUGCACCCCCCCAACUCCCCAGUGCAGUGGAAGAGGCCAAAUGGAGGUCCAAAUUCAGAGUCACAGACGGUUCAACUCAAAUCUGUAGCCCACUCUGAUGAAGGGAACUGGCAGUGUACGUUCUCCUAUGAAGGGGGGGAAUACAGUGAGAGCCUAGAGGUCAAAGUUCAAGAUCCUGUUCCUAAAACAACAGCACCAUCCCCUUCAACAAGCUCAAAGGACGCCAGUAAGCCAACUUGCCCUAACUGCUUUAAUCCCCCUCCAUCCACUGAUGUUGUGCUGCUGGGCCUCAGCUGGUGGAUGUGGGUUGCAGUUGGAGGAGGCUGCCUGGUUGUGAUUCUCCUGAUGGUCUUUGUCAUUGUCUUGUGCAAGAGGAUCAAAAGAAGGAAGAGAAAAUUUCACCAUAAGAGGAAUGGCCGACAGCCGCUAAACCCCAAGACGUACUGCCAGUGUGACCGCCCAGCAGCUGCAGCAAAACCGCAGCAAGGACGCAGGAAAGAGAAGCCAUCAGCCCUCCCUUUGCAACCCCUGCUAGCGUGAGAUGAAAGACUGAUCCAAGAAAGGAAAGAUAGUUGAAAAAAAGAAGAGAGUGAGGACGGGAAAGAGGAAUAGAUCAAGAUAAAGAGAGAGCGAGUUAAAGAGAACCCCAGUGUGAAUAUGGAAUGAAUGUAAAUGGGCUUUUGAAUGCUUGAGAUGAAAUUUCCACCAAAUAUAACCAGUGUACUGAGUGCAAAUAGGCUCCUCCACUGCGAGAGAAAACAGCAACAGUCUGUACUUUUUUUUUUUUUUUUACAUUUAUGCAGCAUAUUAACAUGUUAUGAAUAUCCUCAAAUUACGCCAUUGUCAUCGAGUGUGCUUCCAUCAUAAAUUUCAUCUAGCUGAUUUUGAUGUUUUCUUUCUUGUAAUUCUGUAUAUUUGACAGAUGUAUAUGUAGAGGUUGUCUUUAUUUCUGUAGGCUAAAUGAAAAGACGAUAGUUCUGUUUUGAAGUUUUGUCUUUUUUCCAAUAAACUUUAAGGCUACCC